GUAAUAUAAUUGAUUUUGUUUGGUCAUUUUGUUAUUCAUAUUCACCAUUAUCAUUUACUCAAAAUGAUAUUCAUCCAUUAAUAUACUUUCUUAAUUAUGAUCGAAUACAUCAUCGUCAAACAUCAACAUCAUUAUCAUCAUCAUCAUCAUCAUCAUCAUCAUCUUCUUCAAGUUCAUUAAUACCUUCAUCAUCUGUAAAUAAAUGGCAAUUAAUGAAUACAGUUAAUAAACUUUCUCUACAAAAUAAUCAAUCAUCAUCAUCAUCACCAAUACGUCGUCAAUGUAAUUUAUAUGAUACAUGUGUACGACAAAUGAUAUUAUUAAUAACAAAAUUAAUAGAAAAUACAAAUCAAACAAUUGAUCAACAACGUAAACGUUUUAAAAAUGAAGAAAUAAAUAUAAAAAUAAAUGAAAUUGAAGAUGAACAUAAUGAUGAUAUACUUGAAACAAUUUAUAUUGAAAAACUUCUUUCAAUAUGUCACUCAUCACUUGAUUCAACACCAUCAAUAUCAUUAAAUUCAUCAACAAAAUUUCUUGCUGCAUCAAUAACAUCAACAAAUCAAUAUUCAUCAUUUAUACAUACAACAAUACAUUUAAAUUUAAAUGAUUUAAUAUCAGUUGGUGAUAGUAUUUAUUAUUGCUUAACAACAUUUAUAUCACAACCAAAUUAUCUUUUACCAAUAUUAUGUCAUUAUUUAACAACAAAUCCAUUAUUAUCAUCACCAUUAUUAUUAUUUAUUAUUUAUUCAAUACAUAAUACAAAAAUAUUAUUUCAAGCAUUAAAUCAAUAUAAACUACUUGAUUUAUUAGUUAAUAAUUUAUUAAUAUAUUCAAAUUAUUUAACAAAUCAAACACAAAUACCAUCAAUACAACGUAUUUAUGAUCAAAGACAAUCAUUAAAUAAUACAAUGGAUAUUGGUUCAAUAAAUUUAUCAUCACAAUGUCAAAUAAUAUGUUCAAAUUCAAAUGUAAUAUCACCUGAAAUAUUAUUAAAAUCAAAUAAUAAUCUUCAAACAACAACAAUAACAUCAUCAUCACGUCGUUUACGUUCACCACCAUGGUCAUAUACAUAUUUACCAAAUGAACAACGUUGUACAUUAACAUUACAAUUUCCAUAUGCAAUUAUAUUAAAAUCCAUACAAAUAAUACCAUUUACACAAUUAUCAAUAAAUCAUUAUACAAUUAUGGAUCAAUUAAAUACAAAUUUAACACAAUAUCCAUCAUCAAUAACAUGU
Messenger RNA from Rotaria sordida, 1235 nucleotides. The record is from the annotation of a GenBank genome assembly. NCBI's taxonomy places the organism in Eukaryota, Metazoa, Rotifera, Eurotatoria, Philodinida, Philodinidae.